Mesorhabditis spiculigera is the source of this 1113-nucleotide messenger RNA. Lineage: Eukaryota; Metazoa; Nematoda; Chromadorea; Rhabditida; Rhabditidae. The record is from the annotation of a GenBank genome assembly.
AUGAGCGACCACCGGAGCUCGUCCAGCAGGAGCGCCGACCGGAGCAGGAUCAGGCUGGAGAUGGCUGCUGACCGUGAAGCAAAUAAGAAAAUCGUCAAGAAGUUGAUGAAGAACAUCCUCCCUGCGCUCACCAUCGCGCUGAGCGCUCCGUUCAACCAGACAGCUGAAGUGACCUGGCACUACCAUGACCUGAACCGCGACAAACCCGCCUUCAUCGGCCUAAUGGCCCCGGCCUGGUUCUCCCAGAUGAGAGGCCACCGGGGAAUCGACGAAGAAGCUUUCCGGGACAGCCUUACCAACCGUGCCUGGAAGGAGCACAAGAGCAGAGGCAAUAGCAGCUCGACGAUUUUUUCGACGUAUGACGGGCGAUUCAUCGUCAAGACGGAGCCCAUGCCUACCAACCAUCAGGAAUGGAAACUUCAUACCUUGCUGCCGGACCUAAAAAAAGGACAUUCCGACACCGCCUACGUGGUGAUGCAAGAUCUGUUCUACGGCGCGAAUACGGUGAAAGGCCGUUUCGACCUGAAGCGGCGCAUGGCAAAAGAUAUGAAGCUGCUACGUGAGAAAGAAUACGAGGACAUCUACCCGAAUGGCAUCGACCUCGAGCUGCACGACUGGGAUGAGCUGAUGACGACGUUGAAGGCCGAAACACAACUUAUGGCAGCCCUUUGCCUCUCGGACUAUUCGGUUCUGGCAUGCAUCGAGAAUGUGGCUGAUGAAUACAACCCGGUCCUGGCGGGUGAUUCACGCCUCAUCGGAACCACCGUGGCCGGGCAGACGGUGGCCAUCAAGCUUUGCGUCAUAGAUCUGCUUCGGACCGUCGACAAGCCCGUGGCUCUGGAAUAUCGGGACACUUUUCUGGCUGGUCUCGGCACUUUCAUCUUCCCAGGGGUCUUCUUCACCUGGCCUCCUUGCGAUUUUUACCUCUGCGGUCGCCUAACGCGCAUCACGUUUGGCUGCAAAGACAAGUCCGUUUUCGACCCAUAUGGGACCUGCGUCGACGUGAGAAGGAAGGUGAUCCAUGGAAGAUGGUACGACUGGGUGAAGGUGGUCCUGCAGUACGAUGCACAGGGGAAUCCCCUUGCCGGCUUUCUCGUUGAGAAUACACAUUGG